AUGGAAGGCAUCAUCAAGGCAACUAUUGGAAAGGCAAGGGAGAUCAACACGGUGAACUGUGCCCGGACACAGCCAGCCUCUUCGCGAUCUACCAGGAGAUCCAUCAGAACAGCCAGAAAGUCAGAGGAGUUCAUGCACUUCCAGAUCAUGUCAGAGGAUAAUGUCAUCAUCAAAGAAGAGACCCUCGAUCAUACCUACGGAUUAGAGCACGAACAAGGAGGAACCCAAUACAUCCUCCCGCAUUCCGACCUGGGGCCCGUGAAGGGAAAUUCAGUCAAGGCAGAGGAGGUGGAUGAUGGUCGUAAAGAAGUUCUUAUGCGAUUGUUGACUACAACUCAGUCAUCGAACAGUGAGUCCAAAGAGUCUUCUGAUGAGCAAGAAUGUCCAGUAGAACGUCUGCAGCCAGAAAUUGAGACAAACCCUCCCAGGACCGUCAAAGGAGCAGUCGUCUGCAUUAACAUUGAUGGCAAAGAUCAAUCGAGUCACAGUUGUGCUGGCCUCAAGCACACCAAUGAAGUUAGAAGCAAAAGAGCAAAGAAAAAGAAAAAACCUUCCACCAUCCGGGAGGAAAAACCAUUUAAAUGCAGUGUGUGUGAGUGUGCUUUCAAAAGAAAGAACAUUCUGGCCGACCACAUCAAGUCGAGACACUGCGAUGACAAACCCUUCAAGUGUCCCCAAUGUGACAAGACAUUCAAGUUAAAAUUCUCUUUAACAUCUCAUCUUCAGUGCCAUUCGGAUUUGAAACCCUUCAAAUGUGAGCUAUGCAAGUACAAUGUCAAGUGGAAAAGCAGCCUCAAUUAUCACAUGGUAUCCGUCCAUUGCGACGAUAAACCGUUCAAGUGCGAAACCUGUGGGGAAGCGUACAAAUUCAAGCGCCAGCUCACCGUGCACGUGCUCGAUCACUCGGAUCAGCACCCGUUUCGGUGCGACACCUGUGGAAAGAAGUUCAACAAAAGGCAGGAAUUGACCUUUCAUCAAGUGACCCAUUCGGAUCUGAGGCCGUUCCCCUGCAAGGUCUGCGGGAAGGCCUUCAAGAGGGAGUCGCACCUGAAGGGCCAUGCCGUCACCCACACGAACGAGAGACCGUUCAAGUGCAGCUACCCCGGCUGUGCACGCUUGUUCAAGACGUGGCAGGGUCUGAGGAGCCACUUUCGUGAGGAACCAGGUGAAGACGAUGAGCUUGAGAUGAACGCUCCUGGUGUGGCUCAAGUCAAAGAUGAAUGUUAUGAUGAUGGUGGUCGCUGUGAAUCUCCUGGCCGCGAUGAGGCUGGGAAGAAAAAGAAAUUGAAUAAAGGGAAGGGGAAGCUGUCUGCUGUCGAGAAGUCCUUCGCGUGUGGCAUUUGUGGGGGCGUUUUCAGGCAGAGAGGAGGUCUGAGGAAACAUGUCGGGUCGGUGCAUUCUGAAGAAACGCCUUUCAAAUGCGAGAUUUGUGGGGAUGCUUUCAGGAGGGAAAGCGGCCUUGGCAAGCAUGUCAAGUCCUUGCAUUCUGAAGAGAGGCCCCAAAAAUGCGAGAUUUGUGGGCGCGCUUUCAAGUCGAGCGGGGCCUUGGGGAGCCACACCAGCUCGAGGCAUUCCGAAGAAAGGCCCUUCAAAUGCGAGGUCUGUGGGACUGCGUCGAAGACGAGCGGGGGGCUGGCGAGCCACAUGAAAAUGAGGCAUUCGGACGUGAGGCCUUUCCAGUGCGACGUCUGCGGGAGCGCGUUCAAACGGAAGGGGCAUUUGGACCGGCACGUCUACGCGAAGCACACGGAGGCCAGACCCUUUAAAUGCGCGGUGUGCGUGUGCGCCUUCAAGAGCAGGGGGGCCCUGGCCCGGCACGCGGAUCGGUGCCACGAGGAGGAGCGGCCCUUCAGUUGCGGGAUCUGCGGGAGCACCUUCAGGCUCAGGUGGGACCUGGCCGACCACGUGACCUUGAAGCACCUGCAGGACAGGAUCUUCAGGUGCGACGUCUGCGGGUGCGCUUUCAGGAGGAGGUGCAAUCUCGAGAGUCAUGCGAGCGCGUUGCAUCCCCGGGACGAGUCUCAGGGACGCAACGCGCUGACAUGA
Molecule: messenger RNA, 2046 nt
Organism: Darwinula stevensoni
Lineage: Eukaryota; Metazoa; Arthropoda; Ostracoda; Podocopida; Darwinulidae
Source: the annotation of a GenBank genome assembly